Messenger RNA from Iphiclides podalirius (scarce swallowtail), 233 nucleotides. NCBI's taxonomy places the organism in Eukaryota, Metazoa, Arthropoda, Insecta, Lepidoptera, Papilionidae. The record is from the annotation of a GenBank genome assembly.
GUGGCCUCCAAGGGACCUGCAAGCCUGACCUUAAAAGGAAGAUAUCAUGCCUCAACAGGAAAACUUCAAAGUGCCGGACGAAAAAGAUGUUCCAUAAAAUUAAGCAGGGCAAAUACGAAUGGCGCCUUGAAGAACUUGGCUUCCAGUGGCAGGAUAUCAAGCCGACACUCGGACGCGUCAGGCGCGUUUUGGAUAAGAAACCGGGAUCCAACAGGAGCAGGUCUGGAGACACG